Molecule: messenger RNA, 665 nt
Organism: Acanthocheilonema viteae
Lineage: Eukaryota; Metazoa; Nematoda; Chromadorea; Rhabditida; Onchocercidae
Source: the annotation of a GenBank genome assembly
AUGAAUGGUGCGCCAGGGGGUUCUCGGCAGUCGCAGAAAGCACCACCGGAAGGCGGUCCUCUCCGCCAACCUGCUACUAUUCGUACCCCUACACAACAACAGCAGCCUGCUGUCUCGGUGGCUAUUUUUCCGCAACAGAAUGAAGCUGGCCUUAGCUGUCAGCCUAGCACUGUUCCGUCAUCACAGGCAUUUCCUAGUGCUGUGCAACAAUCAACAAUUCUGAGAGAACCGUUCCCUGUGCUACAUUCGCCCGCUGUCCAGCAUCCGAUGGGUUGGCCAACACAGUUUGAAAUGCAGCUACUGCAGUCCGCCUCCUCACAAGUUGCUGCUGGAUUACGCUAUUCUCAACCAUCAACGAGCCAGCAACCGCCAUCUGGAACAGAUAUAACAGUGGGCAUAUCACCACUUUCAUCUCUAUCUUCUCCUUCCAUUUCCAAUGCCUCAUUAUUAACGGGUAUUGGUUUAAGUCCGGGUUCCGGUCCUGGUUCUGGUCCUGGUUCCGGUUCUGGUCCUGAACCUGGCUCAUCUGGGCAAUCACCACUUCAAAUGUUGGGCGCCAUGAAUCCAGCCCUUUUGGCACAGUAUCAGGUUAUUUUAGCUGCCGCUGCGCAACAGCAUCAAGCUGCUGCAGCGACAGCUGCGACAUUAGCUGCUGUAUCUGGUGG